AUGGGCAACUUAUUUUUGGUAGAACAAUUCGAAGUUACACGGCAAAUUGGAUUUGAAUAUCUGUUUGGUGGUGAUUAUGACGAUCGUGGUGAAGAAGAAGUAGAAUCAAUGCCGAUUUGUAGAGUUCAAAUAGAAGAAAUGAAUGUUUUUGGAGGAAACAGCUCAUAUGGUAGAUCUGAUGGUGUUUUUGAGCAAAGUAGUUUGAAGGCCGAUAAAAGGCCAGGUGGUGAAUCUGAAAAAGAAAAGGCGUGGGUUAUAAUAAUAGAAACAAUGAUGAGAAAGGAAAAGAUAUAA
This is a messenger RNA of Scutellospora calospora, 294 nucleotides long. The record is from the annotation of a GenBank genome assembly. NCBI's taxonomy places the organism in Eukaryota, Fungi, Glomeromycota, Glomeromycetes, Diversisporales, Gigasporaceae.